Messenger RNA from Crotalus tigris (Tiger rattlesnake), 4132 nucleotides. RefSeq names its product LIM homeobox 4 (gene LHX4). The transcript has 6 exons. NCBI's taxonomy places the organism in Eukaryota, Metazoa, Chordata, Lepidosauria, Squamata, Viperidae. The coding region runs from base 1 to 1689 and encodes 562 amino acids. Gene Ontology annotation, biological process: neuron differentiation; regulation of transcription by RNA polymerase II. Gene Ontology annotation, molecular function: DNA-binding transcription factor activity, RNA polymerase II-specific; RNA polymerase II transcription regulatory region sequence-specific DNA binding. The record is from RefSeq and is a predicted model, not a curated record. Gene Ontology annotation, cellular component: nucleus.
AUGGUGUCGUUUGACGUCAUCUCCUUCUUCACCUCUAUCCCACAGGACCUGGCCAUUGCGACGAUCAAAGAUCUUUUGAGCCGCAGAGGACCAGGACAUUACCAGGAUUCACUCCGCUCUGAUGACCUUGUGGACCGUCUAGUCCUUUGCCUCAAAACGUAUUUUACGUUUCAGGGCACAAUGUAUGAGCAAAUAAAGGGCACCCCCAUGGGGUCACCUAUUUCAAGUGUUAUUGCUGAGGCUGUAUUGCAGCAGUUGGAACACGUAGCGAUGACCCAAUACUGCCCAAAGUUCUGGGCCUGCUACGUUGACGACACAUUCGUCAUAAUUAAGAGGAGUCAAAAAGCUGACUUUGUGGACACACUUAAUUCGGUGUGCGUGGAUCUGCAAUUUACGGAGGAGGAGGAGUAUCAGGGUAGGCUGGCAUUUCUUGAUGUCUUAGUCCAACGCCAGCCAGAUGGGACCUUAACCACCCGGGUCUAUCGCAAACCCACGCACACCGAUAGAAUUUUGCACUACAACAGCAAUCACCCGGUGGCCCACAAAAAAUUUUUGUUGUUUGUUGCUGAUAUUGUUCUUGUUCUUCCUUUGCCAGAGAUCCCCCAGUGUGCUGGCUGCAACCAGCACAUCUUGGAUAAGUUCAUCCUGAAAGUCCUUGAUCGACACUGGCACGGCUCUUGCCUCAAGUGUGCAGAUUGCCAGAUGCAGCUGGCAGAACGUUGCUUUUCCAGAUCAGGAAGUGUCUAUUGCAAGGAAGACUUCUUCAAGCGUUUUGGUACAAAAUGCACAGCAUGCCAACAGGGAAUCCCACCCACCCAAGUGGUCAGAAAAGCCCAGGAUUUCGUCUAUCAUCUCCAUUGCUUUGCCUGCAUUAUCUGCAACCGCCAACUUGCCACAGGGGAUGAGUUCUAUCUCAUGGAAGAUGGGCGCCUGGUGUGCAAGGAGGAUUACGAAACAGCCAAACAGAACGAUGAUUCAGAGGCUGGAGCCAAGAGGCCUCGAACCACCAUCACAGCUAAACAGUUGGAAACAUUAAAAAACGCCUACAAAAACUCCCCCAAACCAGCCAGACAUGUGCGGGAACAGCUGUCCUCUGAGACAGGAUUGGACAUGCGGGUUGUACAGGUCUGGUUUCAAAACAGAAGAGCCAAAGAGAAGCGCCUGAAGAAAGAUGCUGGGCGACAUCGUUGGGGCCAGUUCUACAAGAGCGUUAAAAGGAACAGAGGAGGCACCAAGCAUGAGAAAGAAAGCUCUGCAGAGGACUGCGGCGUUAGUGACAGUGAGCUGAGCUUCAGAGAAGACCAAAUCCUCUCAGAGCUGGGCCACAAUAGAAUAUACAGCAACGCUGGUGAGGUGGCUAGUGGACAACUAUUGAACAGUACUUUCUCUCUGGAUGGGACAGGACAAUCCUAUCAGGACUUGAGGGAUGGAAGUCCUUAUGGAAUCCCACAAUCUCCAGCUUCCAUAUCAUCUCUUCCAUCACAUACUCCAUUGCUAAAUGGUUUGGAAUACACAAUGGACAAUAAUUUAGGAAUAAUAGCACAUGGAGGGCAGGGGGUGAGCCAGACAUUCAGAGCUAUGGCUGGGGGCCCAACCUCUGAUAUUUCCACUGGAAGCAGCGUUGGUUAUCCAGACUUUCCAACAAGUCCUGCCUCCUGGCUUGAUGAAAUGGACCAUCCUCCUUUUUAAAGUAUUCUGCUUCCUUCAGAUUUGCCAUAGUCAGACCUGUUCUUUUGGCCUGAAAGCGUGCUAAGCCACCCCCAAUAAGGGACAACAAUCAAUCUUCAAUGAAAGUGUCCAUUAUUUUAGAAGGGGAAUCCACAAUUUUUUUUCCUGUAAAGCUGAAAGAAAAUAUGAUAAUAUAAUGUAUAAAUAUAUAUAUAUUUUAUUUGCUUUUUAUUUGAAAGAGGGGACUGAUAGGAGGAGCUGCUUCUGAAUACAGCACACUGUUGUGUUUAGUCUAUGUAUGAUGUUAGUGGUGCCAGCUAAAACAAGGACAAAUUCACUGACUCUUCACGCGACUCGGCUGCCCAGUUGGCUCCUAGCACAUGUGGAAAUGACUAAACUGAUUUUUGCUCCUUGACAACCCUACAUCUUCUCACAGGCGGUCUGACCGUUGUCCUGCAUUUGCUUGACUCUAACCAGCUAAGCAAUAGAAAUCAAUGCAAUAUUUCCAGCUACUGAAGGGACAGAAAGUUACUAAAUGGUUGCAGUUUUACCCUUCCCACUUUUAUUUCCGCCUGCAACGUCUUUUCUAUAUUAUGCCUUAUUAAGGAGACAUGGUAAGGCAGCUUAGAGGUGCCCUUGUUUCUCACCUACAUCACAGCUUUUGGGCAUCUGUUAUUGCCUUUCAACUGGAUCAUGGGAUCUUUUGCUGAUGCCUUCUCUCCUGGUUGACAUCCGGCUACAAGGAAGCAGCAACAACCCAAAAGCAAGACCUGCUGAUUCUUUAGAUCUCAACCCCUGCGUGGUCAUUAUUCUUCCUAAAGUUGUUAUUGUCACUCAGAUAAGUGAACCAUGUGCUACUCUGAGGCAAAAAAAGAAAGAAAGAAAGAAAGAAGAAGAAGCAAAAAUACAACAGCAGAGCCCCCAACUCAAUCUCAGUAAGCAGUGGGAUUAUAAUUGUGUUCCUGAUUGGAUAUAGCAGGAAUCAGGGAUCCCAUAGCAAGCUCCCUUUUUUGGGCAACCACUCAAUUGUCAUUCAAGAAGAAUGCAACUACAACAAAAAAAGAAUAUAGACCUGCAGCUGGUAGGAAUGCACCAUGGGUUUAAAAUCCACAACAAAAAGAUAAUUACAGGCAUUUUACACCCUUCUACUACUUUUAUGUGUCAGUUCAUGGUAGUGAAAAUCUUUCAAACUAUGAACUGAAUACCAGUUAAGCACAAGGUGUAUUCUGAUCAGAAAAAUAAAAUAUUAUUUACAUUACGUGAAAUUAAUUUGUAUAGGAGUUUAACAAUGCCUAUAAUCCAGCAUGAAAUCCAAUGCUGGGUCUUUUUUUUUUUUUUUAGCAUAUAUAAUAUGGCAUUCUCCUAACCAAUGCAGCAAUUUAUAACCUCAUUACUUAUACCGUUGUAGCAAUCCCCAAGUUUUCUCUGAAGAAAUGGAGGCGAGUUUAAUUUGAUUAACCUUUUUUAGGAGAUUAACAUCAUUCUAAAGGCCUUCACAAACAAAAGUUUUAUAAUGUAGGUAAAAUAUGAAAGAGAAAUACCAUGACAAUCAUUUGAAGCAAGACAUUAAUUAGACUGGAAAGCUGCUAAGGGGCUUUUCAGAGAUUAUUUGAGAUCAGGGUAACACAUACACAUAAAGUUUGAGGCAGUUCUGUGCCUGGAGAGCAUAUAUUUUGGAAGUGCUUUCUGAAACUCUAAAUUUUGUUUUGCUCCGGGGUCUUAUACAAACUAAUUGAAACUUCAAACACUUUGCAGUGAAUAUUAUGGCCUUAUAUUCACUGAGUAACAUGAGCAAGGUGACACAGGUAUGACUUGAGAAUUAGAGAACUUAUUCAUGCAUUCCUUUGCAUGUGUGAGCCAAAUUUCCCUGAAGAACCAUUGAGUUCCUAUUACUCCAAGCACAAUGCUUUUCAGUGACAUCUUACACAGAUAAGACAGAGCCAGUGUUGAGAUAUGUGUGUAUCAACAAAGCACUGAACUUUGUUUUCUGAGGUUUUGUCUCCAACUGCCUAGAAAGAAUUUUAUAUCAAAUAUUUUUAUGGAUUGAGAGCUAAUUUUGAAAAAGCAUAGAGAUUGGGCAGCACACAGCAAAUUAUCAUAUUGCAGAGGUUCAGAUCAAUGCCUGUUUUUCAUUUUGCCAUGUUGGAAAGUGUUUAUCAUUUAUCCUCCCGCAAAACAAUUUUUGCUAGAGAAAAAAAAAGUGGAAAAUCACUAGUUCCCCGAAGUAAAUACAUUCCAACAUACCUUGUAGAUAGCAUAAAUGUGUGUCUGGUCCAUUUACUGUUCUGCAUGGCUGCCAUUCCAAAAUCUAAUCAGGUGAAGAAUAUAUUUCAUAAGUAAAAUGGAACUCUGCUGUUCUGAUAAAACUGCUUUCCUUUCCAGAUUCUAUAUGGAAAGGAAGAGCUGAAACUGUUUCUCCCCCCAGAUUCUAUGUUAGGGAGCUUGCAAGUUACUUACAAGACUA